GGAAAAACAGGACCUGGUGAAGAAAAAAAAGAGGCCCGGCCCCCACAUCGCCGCCGGAAUUACGGGCGUUAGCACCGUUUGCGCCCCCGUCGGGAGUCGGGUUUAGGCGCCUCUUUGGAGCCCACCGAGAUGGCGACGGGGUGCGUUAGCUUUUUAUAACCUUGGUGCCGCCCCAGGGCGCGCCACAACUUCUCCCCCAUCCGUCUUUCGUUCCCUCCGUCCCCAUCCCGCGCUCGUUCGUCCUCCAAGGACAAGCCAAAGGCUCGAGCCACAUCCGUAUCCCCGCCCCACGAAGAUCUCCUGGAGAAACUACGAUAGCCGAGACUCACGGGAGCCGAGCAUGGAGAAGGACACCGCGUCCGGGCAGGACAUCGAGUCGGGCAACGGCCCCAGGGUGCUCCCGCACUGGAAGAUUGUCACCGACAAGGCGUGCGUGACGCCCGAGGUGCUCAAUUGGCCAUAUGCUGGCGAAGGCACUGAGGCGUCGCCCUACGUCGUCAAAUGGAUCGACAAUGACCCCAGGAAUCCGACACUUUGGUCCGGCUCCUACAAAUGGGCGGUCACGCUGACCAUGGCCUUCUCGACGCUGGCCGUGUCGUUUUGUUCUUCAGCAUUUGAAGGCGGUAUCGCUGGUAUGAUGAUGCAAUAUGGCAUGAGCCAAGAGGUUGCCAUUUUAGGUCUUUCGUUCUUCGUCCUUGGAUUUGCGCUCGGUCCUCUUCUCUGGGCGCCAUUCAGCGAACUUUACGGCCGUCAGGUCCUUUUCAUUGGCACCUUUGCCAUGUUUUCGUUUUUCAAUGCCGGAGUUGCUGGAUCUCAAAACACUCAGUCCAUCCUCAUCUGCCGGUUCUUCGCUGGUUCCUUUGGAUCAUCUCCCAUGACCAACGCCGGUGGUGUUAUUGCCGAUAUGUUCAAUGCCAAACAGCGAGGUCUGGCCAUGAGCAUUUUCUGUCUGUGUCCAUUCAUGGGGCCCGUGCUCGGACCCAUCGUGGGCGGAUUUGUCGGAGAAACCGUGGGAUGGCGCUGGAUUAUGGCUAUCAUGGCCAUAUUCAGCGGUGUGCUCUGGAUCUUUGGUACCUUUAUGAUCCCGGAAACCUACGCCCCUGUCCUGUUGAAGGCGCGCGCGGCCAAACUAUCUCAGAUGACCGGAAAGGUGUACAAGAGCAAAAUGGAAGUCGACCAAGGUACCGUUACCGUCGGUGAGGCCUUCAAAACCAGCUUGUCCAGGCCUUGGAUCCUGUUAUUUAUGGAGCCUAUUGUGCUAUUACUAAGCAUUUAUAUGGCAAUUGUCUAUGGUACUUUAUACAUGCUAUUCGGAGCCUUCCCCAUAGUCUACGAGCAGUCUAGAGGCUGGUCUGCGGGUAUCUCUAGCCUGGCUUUCCUCGGUGUCGCCAUCGGCAUGGUCGCUUCCGUUUUAUACAUCAUUUUCUUUGAUAACAAACGGUAUGCCAAGGUUUCCGAGGAAAAUGGUGGCUUUGCUCCUGCCGAAACCCGUUUACACCCUGCUAUCAUUGGCGGCAUUUCGCUUCCGAUUGGCCUCAUCUGGUUUGCUUGGACCAACUACCCUACAAUGCCAUGGGCUGCUAGCAUCGCUGGUGGUAUUCCGUUCGGCUUCGGCAUGGUUCUGGUCUUCCUGUCGAUCAUGAACUACUUGAUCGAUGCCUACACCAUCUUCGCCGCGUCCGUGUUGGCCGCAAACUCGGUAUUGCGUUCUAUUUUUGGUGCGGUUUUCCCACUGUUUACCACAUACAUGUACAUGGACCUCGGUAUCCAUUGGGCCUCGAUGAUACCUGCUUUCCUGGCGCUUGCCUGCCUGCCGGCUCCCUUCCUGUUUUACAGAUAUGGUGCAGCCAUCCGCCAGAAGUGCAAGUACGCUGCGCAAUCCGAGGCUUUCAUGCGGAGCCUUGCUGAAGAACAGGCGACUCAGCCCAACUCGGAAACGACCAAGGCAGACGAGGAUGCACUCAACCACAUCGGGGAGGACGAGCAGGUCGAUGAGGCGCGGUACGUCGAAUCGAAGACGGCCUCGACGUCAGUGCGGGGAACGACAUCGGAGAAGGUGCAGGAGGAAGAGGAGGAGAUUGCCGAGGACACGGGCGAAGAUUCUGACGUCGAAGGGGGACGGUUUGCGAGGAUCAAGACGGCUGCGUCGGCAAGGCGGACGUCGGUGACGUAUGAAGAGAGUCCGUUCGACAUUGACCGCGUACACACACGCGAAUCGUUCAACUCGAGCGCCAAGAGCCACCGCACGGGCCGGCGGAGCUUGGCCAAGACCAUCAGCAAGAUCAGCAGGAAGUGAAAGAAGCAAAAGCUGUGUUUUUAUAGAGAGGGGAGAAAAACAUGACGAGACGACCUAGAUAUCCAGAGUAACCUUAAGUUUUAAUGCUAGAGUUUAAUGCCG
Aplosporella prunicola CBS 121167 is the source of this 2398-nucleotide messenger RNA. RefSeq lists its product as uncharacterized. The transcript is spliced from 2 exons. Bases 341 to 2296 code for a protein of 651 amino acids. Gene Ontology annotation, molecular function: transmembrane transporter activity. Lineage: Eukaryota; Fungi; Ascomycota; Dothideomycetes; Botryosphaeriales; Aplosporellaceae. The record is from RefSeq and is a predicted model, not a curated record. Gene Ontology annotation, biological process: transmembrane transport.